AUGUCUACAGAGACUGGAAUCGAUGGCUGGCUUAGGUAUGCUGCCUUGCCAGCGGAAAUCAAAGCGACACAUCGCCAAUACUCAAAGGUCGUUGUCUUGGACGAAUCUGAAACAAGUCCAGUCUACACAGCUGGAAAGGAGCUACAACAGGGACUCAAGAGAAUCCUUGGUCAAGAGGUCAGCAUCUCCUUUGAUCCGAGCGAUAAUCUCCCGGGCUCUGUUAUUGUUGGCACUACCGGGGCAUUCGCAGCCAAUGGAGGCGGGGAAAUCAUAUCGCUCAAAGAAGAUGGAUUCUGGCUCAACACCCAGGCCGAAAACAAUUGUGUUCAAAUUCUUGGUCAGAAUGAUCGCGGCGCUCUUUAUGGUGCCUUCGAAUACCUGAUGCGCCUGGCACAAGGAAAUUUCGCACCCUUAACGGGAGCCCACAAUCCCAGCGCACCGAUACGAUGGGUCAACCAGUGGGACAACCUAGAUGGAAGUAUCGAGCGAGGAUAUGCAGGUCCAUCAAUCUUCUUCCGGGAUGGUGAGGUUGUCAAGGAUAUGACGCGCAUCGCCCAGUUUGCUCGUCUCCUUUCCUCCAUCCGGUUGAAUGCCGUGGUCGUCAACAACGUCAACGCAAACCCCAGGCUCUUCAAUGAAACAAAUUUGAACGGCCUUCGUCGCAUAGCAGAUACUAUGCGUCCUUGGGGUGUGCGUAUCGGAAUCUCUCUUUACUUCGACUCGCCUAGAGAGUUCGGUGGUCUACCUACCUCCGACCCACUCGAUCCUGCCGUCAAUGACUGGUGGAAGGACAUUACGGCGAAGAUUUAUGAAAGAGUGCCUGAUAUGAUUGGGUAUACCAUUAAAGCGAACUCAGAAGGCCAACCGGGACCCCUCACUUAUAACCGCACAUUGGCCGAUGGAGCAAACAUGUUUGCCAGGGCACUGAAGCCAUACGGUGAUGCCGUUGUCAUGUACCGGGCCUUUGUUUAUAAUCACCACUUGGAGGAAUCAGAGUGGAAGAAUGACCGAGCGAAUGCCGCGGUGGAAUACUUCAAGCACUUGGACGAAGAGUUCGAGGACAACGUCAUUGUCCAGAUUAAAUGGGGUCCCAUUGAUUUCCAAGUCCGAGAGCCACCAUCACCGUUACUAGCCAACCUACGGAAAACCAAGGCUGUCAUCGAGUUCCAAGUUGCUCAGGAGUAUCUCGGACAACAAUCCCAUUUCGUCUAUAUGGCUCCGCUGUGGAAGGAGAUUCUGGACUUUGAUAUGCGAAUCGAUGGGAAGCCAUCCCCAAUUCGGGAUAUCGUCUCCGGUGAGCGUCUAGGCUGGAGUCGCAGCGGAUAUACCACCGUCCUCAACAUUGGUAGCGAUGAUACAUGGAUUGGUCAUCACCUCUCCCUAUCCAACCUAUACGCCUACGGUCGGAUGACUUGGGACCCAUGUUCUGAUCCGACAUCUAUUAUUCAAGACUGGACCCGUCUCACCUUUAGCUUGGAUCAAACGGUCGUGGACACUGUGACCAAGAUCUCCAUGGAGUCCUGGCCUACAUAUGAGAAUUACAGUGGAAACCUUGGUAUUCAGACACUCUGCGAUAUUAUCUACACGCAUUACGGCCCCAGUCCCGGUUCUCAGGAUGGGAACGGAUGGGGUCAAUGGACUCGCGCAAAUAGUCAUUCUAUUGGCAUGGAUCGAACUCUCGCUACGGGCUCGGGAAAUACUGCUCAGUAUCCCGCAGAAGUCGCUGCGGUUUUUGAGAAUAUCGAGACCACGCCUGAUAACUUGCUUCUUUGGUUUCAUCAUGUCCCCUAUACUCAUCGUCUCAAAUCUGGAAAGACGGUUAUUCAACAUUUCUAUGAUGCGCACUAUGAAGGUGCCGAGCAUGCUCAGACCUUCCCGAUGGAGUGGGCGAAGCUGAAGGGUUUGAUCGAUGAUCACCGAUUUGAGCACGUCGCAUUCAAACUGAAAUACCAGGCCGGUCACGCUAUUGUGUGGCGAGACUCGGUGAACUACUUCUAUUUCAACAAGUGUCAUAUUGCCGAUGAGAAGAAUCGCGUCGGGAACCACCUUUGGCGUAUUGAAGCGCAGAACAUGAAAUUGUCGGGGUACAAGGUCGUACCCGUUACCCCUGCUGAAGCGGCAUCGGGAGGAAAGGCCAUCAUCACUGAGUCGCGCGGUACCGCAGAAACAAAGCUCGACUUUCCGCCGGGAACUUAUGAUAUCGCGGUCAAUUACUACGAUCACCUCGGUGGGCGAUCAAAGUAUGAGGCUUUCCUCAAUACGCAGCUGAUUGGGUCCUGGUCUGGAGAUUUAGAGGAUAAACUUGGUCAUGAUUUCUCGGAGUAUUUGGAUGGACAUUCGGCUACAAGAGUUACUUUCCCUGGAGUUCCGGUGAUGACGGGCGAUAUCCUCAAGAUUGUCGGGCAACCCGAUGGUACGGAGUUUGCCCCCUUGGAUUACAUUUCCGUUUUGCCGGAAGGAACUAUUGAUUAA
Penicillium longicatenatum is the source of this 2472-nucleotide messenger RNA. RefSeq lists its product as uncharacterized. Lineage: Eukaryota; Fungi; Ascomycota; Eurotiomycetes; Eurotiales; Aspergillaceae. Gene Ontology annotation, biological process: xylan catabolic process. The transcript has a single exon. The coding region runs from base 1 to 2472 and encodes 823 amino acids. The record is from RefSeq and is a predicted model, not a curated record. Gene Ontology annotation, cellular component: extracellular region. Gene Ontology annotation, molecular function: alpha-glucuronidase activity.